This is a messenger RNA of Letharia columbiana, 1071 nucleotides long. RefSeq lists its product as uncharacterized. The record is from RefSeq and is a predicted model, not a curated record. Bases 1 to 1071 code for a protein of 356 amino acids. The transcript has 3 exons. NCBI's taxonomy places the organism in Eukaryota, Fungi, Ascomycota, Lecanoromycetes, Lecanorales, Parmeliaceae.
AUGGCAACUCCAAACCCAAUGGCUAAUACGUACCCUAUACCUCCCUUACCGGUUUCGAAGAAGACAGUCUGCAUUGCGGGCAUCAUUACGACAGUGUACGGUCUUGACGAAUUAGAUGCAAAAGUCCAAGAUGUGGCAUGCUUGUGGCUCCUCCAUCCGCGGCUACAAACACAAGAAUGCAUGGCGCCCGUGGCUGCCUCGACCGUCAAUGCUUGGAGAGAAGAAAAGCAAAAGCCGAAGAAAGGGAAGGCGUUGGGUCUCAUAUGCGUUUCAUUUGACCAGAGGAAUCACGGCUCGAGAGAAGUGGAUGCUCUCUCGAAUGAAGCUUGGAGGAGUGGGAACAAGACGCAUGCUCAGGACAUGUUUGCAAGCUAUCACGGGACUGCAAUUGAUACAUUUCAUCUUAUGAACUAUAUCACCUCCUACGUAUUCCCGACAUCACAGCAUGUGAUUGUAAACCAUUUGGUGUUGGGAGUGAGCCUUGGUGGCCAUGCUGCAUGGCAUUGCAUAACACAUGAUCCUCGAAUCACCACUGCAGUUGUCAUCAUUGGUUGUCCUGACUACGUCCGCCUGAUGUCUGAUCGAGCUCGGCUCUCAAAGCUUGCAACGUGGACGGACAGUGACCCUCCAGGAUCGUCAUUCUUAGGAUCAACGGAUUUUCCGAAAGGCCUUGUGGAAGCCGUGGAGAGGUAUGAUCCUGCGGGAUUGCUUUUGGGUGAGAUUGUGUCUCGCGAUGACGAUGUAUACGAUUGGGUUCCUACUGCCUCAGAGCAACAGAGACUACUGCCAUUGAUGAAAAGGUCUUUGCAAGGGAAACGGAUAUUAAAUAUGGCGGGUGGUGAUGAUAAGUUGGUCCCAUACAAGUGUGGAGAGCCGUUUCUACGAUGGCUCAAAAAAGCCACUGCUUCUGAUGGAUGGUUUAAUGAAGGCGGAGUCGUGUUCGAAGAUAUCGUCUUCGACGGUGUAAGCCACGAUAUGAACCCAAGCAUGGUCAGAGAAGCGCAUCGAUUUAUUAUAGAAGCAUUGGAACAGACGCCUACAGAAAUCGCGGGACGCGCGUCAAAGAUAUGA